Myzus persicae (green peach aphid) is the source of this 1430-nucleotide messenger RNA. RefSeq names its product valacyclovir hydrolase-like. Lineage: Eukaryota; Metazoa; Arthropoda; Insecta; Hemiptera; Aphididae. The record is from RefSeq and is a predicted model, not a curated record. Bases 364 to 1164 code for a protein of 266 amino acids. The transcript has 5 exons.
AUAUUAUAAUUAUUGCUUUUUAAUAUUAUUAUAUAAUAAUGAAUAACCCAUCUUAUUCGAAUGGUAUUUAUAGUGAUAUUCAAACGUUAUUCUCACUAGUGAGGAGGUCGAUCCCGCGAACACCACUCAGUCCAAAAACCAGUAUUUAAAUGAGAUACCGAACACAUCUGAAUCUGGUUCGAGUCCGCCAGUGCUUACUGCUUGGCACCCUGGCACUCGGCAGUCGGCCCAGCCACCGAGUUUGAGAUAAGCUGUUCGGUAUCAUAAAUAUUUACUAACUAACGAUACAGUUAUCGUAUAAUUUCGAAACAGUAUAAUAGUCAUUUUUUGUUUUUAAAUAAAACUGCUUCGCCGCCGUUUGCGAUGGACCAACGAUCCACAGCUGUAUCGACCGAGCUGAUUUCAACGAAAAUCAAAGUCAAAGAUUUCGAGAUAAACUACUAUAAGGUUGGAAACGGACCACAGAAAUUGUUGUUAUUUCCUGGAGUACUAGGUCAAAUUAGCGAUUUUACACCGCUCACGGAAAACCUAGACGGAAAAAAAUACACGAUUUACAUAUGUGAUCCUAUCGGCUACGGUUCUAAUCGACCGCCAAACAGAGAUUUUUCACCAGGAUUCUUGGACCGUGACGCUGACUAUGCCAUUGCGCUUAUGGAGACGUUGGGCAUCGACAGGUACUCGAUGUUGGGCUGGUGCAACGGCGGGUGCACCGCCAUGAUCGCAGCGACCAGAGCCGCCGACCGGGUGGACAAGCUGGUGGUGUGGAGCUGCAACGCGUACGUCACCGGCAAAGACCUCGACUUCUACGAGACGACGCGCAACGUCAGCGACUGGCCGGCCGGAAGGAGACUUCCGCAGUUCGGAUUUUACGGCGAGAAGUACGUGUCGGACACUUGGUCCGGGUGGAUAGACGCGUUCCGGAAAAUUCUCGACGAGCACGACGGCGACGUGUGCCGCAGCGCUCUGGCCAAGAUUGACGCGCCAACGCUCAUCAUGCACGGGGCAAAGGACGAGUUCGUACCGCUCGAGCACGGCGUAUAUCUGCACGAAAACAUCAAGCGCUCGACACUUGAAAUAUUUCCUGAUGGCCGGCAUAUCUUACAAUUUACAUAUACUGAAAAGUUUAUUUCAACAGUGGAUAACUUUCUUACUACUAGAGCAUAGGUGACGACAAUCACUUUUCAUACAUUUAAAAGCUAUAAAUAUGAAUAACUUAAUAUUUAUAAAAUGUAUUAAGUGGUAGGCCUUGACACUUAAUACAUUUUAUAACUUAUAAUUAUACAAGUUAAUUGUGAAAUUACUUAACUAUUAUGCAAAUCUAAACAGAUUUGUUUGACCCAACAAAACAAUAAUAAAAAGCCAUGAUUAAAUGAUAAUAACAUUUUAUUUUCAAUUGGAAUGUCAUAGUUGUAUUUUUAAUUUAGAGAUCA